CAGGCAUGUUAUAUAUUUACAAUACAACUCAAGUCAAUUGGAACAACAAUGGCGCAACAAACAAUUAAACACGUCUCCACAGCUCGAAUAUUGCUGCUCGGCCAAGCAGGCGUUGGUAAGUCCCGGCUAACAGAUCUGCUGGCCAGAAGCGUUGACACGCCCACGCCCUCCACUAGGAGCGUCGGCGACGUCUGGUGGAAUGUGCAGGUGCGCCUGCACGAGUAUCCCUGUAAUAAGGGGAUGCCACCCACACCAGAGUGGACAUCGUCCUCGUCGCCCAGCUCCUCGCACAGCUCCGAGCGCUUUGGCUCCUCGUGUAAGCUGUUUCGGCGCAGGGCGGAGGCCGCGUGUGACAUGAUCCCAUAUUUUGUGGAAUUUUACGAUUUAAAGAGCUCGUUGCGAAUGUCGCGCGAGCAUAGGAAUCGUCUCUUUCGCAACAUCGAUGGCAUUAUAUUAGUGUACGAUCUUUUAGAUAUGAGCUCGCAUGACAAUUUGCACGAUUUGCUGUAUCAUCCACUGCGCCAGAUCUGUCGGCAUCGCCACAAGCGGCUCCGACCCAUCUUAAAACGUCGCCACGUGCCCAUCCUAGUGGUGGGUACCAAACUGGAUAUGUUGAAAACGCGCCGGUUACGUCGCUCGGGCGGCAUUGCCGGCCAAUUGGGUGCAGAUGAGAUAUUACUCAAUUGCUUGGAUCCCGACAGCUUGGCCGAGAAAUCUCGCAACGAGGGCAAACUGCGAAAAUUUCUCAACAAUGCCGUCGACUUCAAGCAAUACUUUCCAGCCAGACGCUACUGAAUCUACAUGCUAUUAUCUGUAUAUUUUGUACAUUGAGUUUUUUAGUUUUAAUAAGGUGUAUUUAUUUUU
Molecule: messenger RNA, 864 nt
Organism: Drosophila novamexicana
Lineage: Eukaryota; Metazoa; Arthropoda; Insecta; Diptera; Drosophilidae
Product: rab-like protein 3
Exons: 2
Coding region: 49-795 (248 amino acids)
Molecular function (GO): GTP binding; GTPase activity
Source: RefSeq, a predicted model, not a curated record